AUGGCCUCGACCAAGUACACGCUUGCCAGUCGCGUCAAGCUGGCCGACGGCCAUACGAUGCCCCAGAUACAGCUCGGCCUCUUUGAGAUGUCGCGCGCCGAAGCCCGCGCCUCCGUCGCGGCCGGCCUCGCCGAGGGCUACCGCGGCUUUGACUGCGCGCAGAUGUACGACAACGAGCGCGAGGCGGGGCAGGCGCUGCAGGACGGGCUGGCGCGCCACGGCCUGACGCGCGCCGACGUCUUUUACACGUCCAAGCUCGCCGAGAACAGCACGUCCUACGACACCGUGCGCGCGUCCAUCCGCCAGUCGGUGGCGGCCUGCGGCCUCGGCUACAUCGACCUCUUCUUGCUGCACAGCCCCUUGGGGGGCCCCGCGGCGCGGUGGACCAGCUGGCGCGCCGUCGAGGACGCCAUCGCGGCGGGCGAGGUGCGCUCGGGCGGCGUAUCCAACUACGGCCCGCAGCAUGUCGAGGAGCUCCUGCAGCACAGCGGCCUGCGCGUCGCGCCCGUCGUCAACCAGAUCGAGUCGCACCCCUUCAACACGCGCACCGACAUCCGCGACGCGUGCGCGCGGCACGGCAUCGUCGUGGAGGCGUAUGCGCCGCUGACGCGCGGGAUGCGGAUCCAGCACCCCGCGGUGACGCGGCUCGCGCAGCAGCACGGAUGCACGCCGGCGCAGGUCCUGGUGCGCUGGUCGCUGCAGCACGGCAUGGUGCCGCUGCCCAAGAGCGUCCGGCGGUCGCGGAUGGCCGAGAAUGCCGACGUCAACGGGUUUGAGUUGUCGGCCGAGGACAUGGCGGCGCUGGAUGCGCUGGACGAGCACCUCGUGACCGACUGGGAUCCGACGGACGCAGAGUAG
Sporothrix brasiliensis 5110 is the source of this 858-nucleotide messenger RNA. RefSeq names its product alcohol dehydrogenase (NADP+). NCBI's taxonomy places the organism in Eukaryota, Fungi, Ascomycota, Sordariomycetes, Ophiostomatales, Ophiostomataceae. Bases 1 to 858 code for a protein of 285 amino acids. The record is from RefSeq and is a predicted model, not a curated record. The transcript has 2 exons. Gene Ontology annotation, molecular function: oxidoreductase activity.